AUGAUAAGGGCAGGAGGAAUGUGGUGGCGUAAACUAUGCGUGCCAGCUAGAGUGGUAGGUGUAAACAGACCAGUUCCAAAGGUGGGGAACCCAGUUUCUGUGUUUUCGCAGCGGUUUUUAAGUGCGGGUGCGAUACGCUUUCACGGCCAUUUGACGAAACCGAAAAAAGGCGAAGAAUUGCACGUCACGUUCAUUUUGAAAGACGGUACGCAGAAAACGUACGAAGUCGCCGCUGGGGACUCGCUACUGGAUAUUGCCCAGGCACACAAUUUGGACAUGGAGGGCGCAUGCGGUGGAUCAUGUGCAUGCUCAACGUGUCACGUGAUCGUCGAUCCCGAUUAUUACGAUGCACUCGAAGAACCUGACGACGAUGAGAACGAUAUGUUGGACCUAGCUUACGGGCUUACGGAGACUAGUAGGCUCGGUUGCCAGAUCAAGAUGAGCAAAGCGAUCGACGGGAUUCGCGUCGCCCUGCCGGCUAUGACCCGUAACGUCAGCAACAAGGAUUUUGACUAG
Molecule: messenger RNA, 516 nt
Organism: Lachancea mirantina
Lineage: Eukaryota; Fungi; Ascomycota; Saccharomycetes; Saccharomycetales; Saccharomycetaceae
Source: the annotation of a GenBank genome assembly